AUGUUGGCGCACGAAGUUGCUCUACUGGUCCGACCACCCAACAAUCCAGGGGCAAACCAGAAAACCAACAAACACAGACCCGUCAACGAGCCGAAACGCCAGUUACCAAAUGGGGAUACUCCAACCUUUCAUAAAAGUUCCAAGGAGAAGACUCGCAAGUCGAAACCUGUUCUUCCUAAUGGCGAUAAACCAGAUUUUGGAACUGGAGAAGACAAGAAGGACCACCCAAAUAGUAAGGAGAAACUGAGAAAACUGAAGAAGGGAAAGAAUAAUAAUAAUAAUAGCCCUGCCACAAAGAAUGCUGCGAAUGAGGCUAACAAAAAGGUCUCCAACAAGGCUGCGAGUGGCAACAAUAAUGGCCAAUCUACUGUUGGCGAUAUGAGCAAGAAGUCCGGAGAAGAAAGUUACGCUGGGUCGUCUUUCCAUUCUUCUCCUGAAGCCUUGGCCUUGCCCAAACCAUCUUUCAAAUCUUCUCCCAAACAAUCAUCAUUACCUUUGGGCCAACCAUCUCCACAGACCCCGGGUCUCCAACAUUCUCCUAUUCAAACACCAAAUCAUCAACCUGCAAAUCAACAGUUCUCCAACCAGAAUGCGGGCAUGAAUUUGCAUCCGGCCUUCGUGUACCAGGGCAUGCCAGCAGUACCUCCUCCAAGAUAUCCGGUUGCGCCCUAUCCAAAUUCUGUCCCUCAACAUCCUGGUUUCGAGUAUUACGCUAGCCCACAAGGUUAUAUAAACUACCUGUAUCCACCUACAGCUGUUCCACAGGCACCUAUGCCUCUUCAUUCUCAGCCAUUCGUACAUCCACAGAAUUUGCAUGCAACACAACCGCAAUUUGCACCUGCAGGACAAAGGAUAACGUUUAAUGACUUGAUGAACUCAUCAAAGUGA
This is a messenger RNA of Clavispora lusitaniae ATCC 42720, 888 nucleotides long. RefSeq lists its product as uncharacterized. The record is from RefSeq and is a predicted model, not a curated record. NCBI's taxonomy places the organism in Eukaryota, Fungi, Ascomycota, Pichiomycetes, Serinales, Metschnikowiaceae.